AUGAAGCGCGGACGUGGAGGUGCCGGUGGCAACAAGAUGAAGGUCACCCUCGGUUUGCCGGUGGGUGCCCUCAUCAACUGUUGCGACAAUAGCGGGGCUAAGAACCUGUUCAUCAUUGCUGUCAAGGGCUGGGGCUCCUGCCUGAACCGCCUGCCGUCAAGCUCCCUUGGUGACCUGGUGUUGGCCACAGUCAAGAAGGGCAAGCCUGAGCUGCGCAAGAAAGUGCACCCUGCAGUCAUUGUGAGACAGCGCCGCGCCUGGAGGCGGGCUGAGGGCUACUUCAUAUACUUCGAGGAUAAUGCAGGAGUUAUCUGCAACAACAAGGGGGAGAUGAAGGGCUCUGCCAUUACAGGCCCAGUCGCAAAGGAAUGCGCAGAGUUGUGGCCCAAGAUUUCUGCAGCUGCUCCUGCAAUAUGCUGA
Eimeria necatrix is the source of this 420-nucleotide messenger RNA. RefSeq names its product 60S ribosomal protein L23, putative. Gene Ontology annotation, cellular component: ribosome; cytosolic large ribosomal subunit. The coding region runs from base 1 to 420 and encodes 139 amino acids. NCBI's taxonomy places the organism in Eukaryota, Apicomplexa, Conoidasida, Eucoccidiorida, Eimeriidae. Gene Ontology annotation, molecular function: large ribosomal subunit rRNA binding; structural constituent of ribosome. Gene Ontology annotation, biological process: translation. The record is from RefSeq and is a predicted model, not a curated record. The transcript is spliced from 4 exons.